This is a messenger RNA of Ectocarpus sp. CCAP 1310/34, 3182 nucleotides long. NCBI's taxonomy places the organism in Eukaryota, Phaeophyceae, Ectocarpales, Ectocarpaceae. The record is from the annotation of a GenBank genome assembly.
GUUGCUGUCCAUCCCAGUCGGUUCCUCGCAUUCUCCCUCGUUGCACUUAGGGUUCUUGGGCUAGAAAUUCUCGCGCCGAAGGGUCAACCAGCCCAAUCAGCUCGUCACCACCUGUCCCCUCCUCGUUUGAUGGCAAAACCAGGUUACUGAGACAGUACAGCUCCCUCUAGCAAACCUAGGGCCGUGUACAUAGUGCCCGUUCACCUUUCUGAUGACGUCUGCCUCCGCGCACAAGGAUGAGAUGGGCAUUGCUGCCUACACCGACGGCCUGGAGGCCCGCGCAUCUGCACCUUUGUACGUGACGCACCAGUGCCGACCCAACUUAACCACUACGCACGCCUCGCGGCGGGAGAAGGUAUCGGUCCCCUGAGGGUGAGUCUAGCCCUGCUCGCUAGAAAGACCCCCCCCAUCGCUAUGGGUCAUGCCUACGCAAAACCUUGCUGAGGCAGCUAGGGGAAGAAAGGGAUAAAGUGCCGGUAAAUUUCUCGUCACUGACACAGGCCUGAAUAGUGCCGGUUUUCCACUAUUCAGGGCUGCCCGCUAUAGUGCCGGUUCAGGCACUAUCGAAUAUCGAAUUCCUCAAUAGUGGCAGUUCACACCCCACACUCAGCCUUUUUUCGCCUCAAGCCUUCCACGCCAAAGGGAUUCGGAGAUUCGGAGACGUUUUCCCUUCGAGCUACAAGUAUACCUCGGUUUCUCCCGGUACGCGUGACGUCUUCAAAUGUCACGGUUUACGGUUUACCGAUCGACUAGGUUCCACCAAUAGGCUGGGAUUUCAGUCGGGAGGCGAGCGAUUCAGACAGCAGUACGUAUUAUCCUAUCUGCAGAUCCCCCAAGGCGGCAAAAUGCAUGUGGCACCAUUCACCACUCUUGACAGCAACAGCAGCGGGCCGUCUACUCGGUAGUGCAUCAAGGAGGAAAGAGGGGCUUGCGGUGGAUGUGCUACUUGACCUUGCAUCGGUUGGUUGUGGCUUCGAUGUGCACUAUGCCUGCAUCUGCUCCUUGGUAGCACAACCAAGCUUCGCCCCCGUCACGAUCACCCCGCAACAUUUUAGUGCAACGCCAGGAUGGGUAGGACAGGCGCUGCGAGGAACAGCAGGUAGAGCUGCAGAGGUGCUCUGACUUAACUACGAAUCAUUGACGAAGAUAGGAAGGAUAACGUGGGUGUGGAAGCGCCAGCAGGGCUCAGCAUGACUUCGAUUUCUUAGCCGGGAGCCGAGGGAUCGAUACUGCAGCCCAAGGGAGACCGUUGCUGCGGAGCGAAUUCGGUUGGUCCUUGGUUUCGACACCGACAAGUCCUUGAAGAUCACGGUGGAGGCUGCCGCAAGGACGGAGCUGGCAAGAGAAGGGAGAUAACCUGGGAGGUGGUGCGCUUUGCGCAACGGAGGGGUCUGGACAAGGGUAACGCUCGAACGUCCCCUCCCGUGAAACCAGGAACGAGAGCCCCGGGUUGAUAUGGUGUGCGGAGGAAGGAGUGAGAGGAUGAGUCAUACCAGUGCAGCAGGGGAACGGCGAGAACAACUCAAACAGUGUGGGCAGUGGGAAGAAAAGGAGGAAGGAGGAAGGACUGACAAUCCAGCCAAGGAGGAGAAAGGUGCAGCAGUGCUGCUAUGCGAGGCCAAUGCGGCUGUGCCAAGAUCACCCCCGCGGGAGGUGGUGGGUGGGUGCCUUCCGGACGCCGAAAAUGCACGAAGGUAAAGGAUCGCCUCGAGCUCGAUACACCGACGAGACGAGCCCAGCGAAGGCACCCCACCUCGGGAUUGUGGAGCGGGGUACAAAAAUUAUGUAGGCUGCGUCGUUUUCCUUUUCUGUCAAUAGCACCCAUAGAAACGAAUGAUCUGUGUGUGCAGCUGCAUGCAAACAUGUAGUGCUGUAGUGGCAUGUCGUGACGUGGCGAUGGCGAACAGAAGAAAAAGGCUAGAGCGACGAUCUCUCGAAUGGAACCACGCGAUUGUUCUUUGGGGGACGCGGGAAUGUUGUGGUGGCUGCCACUCACUCCCGGAGCGACAUGUGAUACAUGCAUGCGUAGCAGCGAUCGUUGGUCUGUAGCGCGGCAGUGUCGUGUCGGUGGGUUGUACUACAUACUGGUGUGCUGUAGACGUUUUAGUCCGGGGUGAAAAAACAGCACCAUCGGGUGCCUCUUGUGGUAUGCAAUCCAUCCUCCAACGAGAUGCUGCCUUUGGGACUGUGAUACGCACGGGCGUGAUAUCGUUUGGACGGGUUGUGCGGUGUUUUGUUGUGCUUGAUGAUCCCAAAGGCGCGGAAGGAACGGGAGCACCGCAGGAAGACGGGGGCCAAUCAUCAGUUAGUGCGUGCUGCGUGAACCCCCACAUUGGAGAGAGAGCUGUGCCCUGCCUGUAAACGGUGCAAAUAGUUCGGCCUGUCUUACGGAGGGUACGGGGAGCUAACUCGUGAAAGAGACAUGGUACUACGAUGCGUACCGGAAGGCGGAGGAGGUUGAUUGACGGAAGUUUGUAAAAAAUGUGUAACAUCGUCCGACAUUAACGAGGGAUGAACGCGGAAACAACCAUCGGCUGUUGCUCUCCAUGACGUGGAGCAUCUUGCCCAAGCGAGUUGCUUUGUUUGGGCAAAGUGUCUCGAUGUCUCGACGGCUGAGCACGUAUGCAUAGGCUAUCACCUUGUUAUUUUUGUCGCUAAGCGCUAUCAUAUACCUGGUAUUGGAUGGAUGGAUGGCAGGACGACUUAGCACAUGACUGUACGUGAGGCCGCGCUCUUUAAUUUUUACUACAAGUACUUUCAAAUAUUAUUUCGUGAAGCUGGCGGCUGAUCAUGUUAAGCCGGCUGACCCGAUGUCUUGCUUUUUUCUUCGCUGUUCGCUUUUAUGGAUGAGUCUUUAUGGAUCCUCCCUGUUUGUGAGGGUGCAUUGGUUGUGUAGACCAGCUGGUGUAGACAAUGUUUCUUACGAGCGGGUCGGCGCACUAUAUCCAGCAAGUUUGAACGCCACAGUUUCUUUGAACUAUCCAUCUUGUGUACACGCGCCCCAUAAUUGAACCGCCCUUUGUUGAUUGUGUGGCUGGGGAUGGGUCGACACGCCCUAUUUGCGUCGGUAUUGGGACGGACGGGUUGGGUCGGGUUGGGUCGACGCGCCCGAUUUGCGUCGGGACAGGGACGGACGGGUUGGUCAGUUGCGGAGACACAAACAACAUAAUUGGUUGAACAAU